AUGCGCCCCUCCAUCUUCAAGACCUGCCCUGGAUCUCUCCCCUCUCUCUUUCGCCAAACCGCUACGCAGCCACGGAGGAGUAAAGCCAGCUGGAGCGGUCGCAAAGGCGUCACCUCAUCAAUUGAUACUUCCCUGCGGCAAAUACCUUCAUAUCCAAACUCAAUCCCAUCUCGCGCCUUCGAGAUAUACAAUAUGGACAUGCCUAACAUACAAUGGUGGGCCAAGCCCGCACCGAACAGUGCGGCAUCUCCCAACCAAACUGGAGGCUUCGCGAUCCCAGGCCUUGGGAACAGCACAAACAAUGGCCCCUUCCCGUUUCCUACGCCCCAACCUCCGUCUGCUCCGCAGGUAACUUCAGCCAGACAACCUCCCGCCACGAAUCAGCCCGCGAUUCCAAAGGGACCUCGCGCAAACAGACCUGCUGGCGAACGCGACAAGAUUGUGGCACCCAGUCUCGCAUCGGGCGGCGUGCCUGAACCUACGGCAGAUUACCUCCACCGCGCUUCUAUCCCUCCGACCCUCCUCCCUUCACCCAAGCCGAUCCUCGUUGUUAUGGACCUCAAUGGCACCCUCCUCUACCGCCCCAACCGCCGCAAUGCGACGUCCUUCGUGGAGCGACCCCAUGCCAAGCGUUUCCUUCAGUACUGCCUCGACACCUUUCACGUGGUGAUAUGGUCAUCCGCUCGACCGGCGAAUGUACAGUCCAUGUGCGACCAGCUUCUUCUUGGCCCUCCCGGCCCCGGCGCAAGUGUGGACAGAGCCGCAUACCGCCGCCGUGUGCUGGCUGUCUGGGGCCGCGACCGGUUUGGACUGUCAAAGGCCGAUUAUAACCUCCGCGUCCAGGUUUACAAGCGUCUACAAAUGGUCUGGAACGACCCGCGCGUCAAGGCUUCGCAUCCUGAUGCUGAGUUUGGAGGUUGCUGGGACCAGAGCAACACUGUGCUGGUCGACGAUUCGUCGGAAAAGGCACGAAGCGAGCCGUUUAACCUCCUUCGUAUUCCCGAGUUCUUUGGGAACGAAACCGAACCGGGCCUGAUAGUGCCGCAGGUUCAUGAUUAUCUCAACUCGCUCUGCUACCAGUCCGACAUUAGCAGCUACAUGCGCACAAACCCGUUCUACGUAAGGGACGACUACAAACUGGCUCCGCCUGAAGAACAGUAA
This is a messenger RNA of Colletotrichum truncatum, 1161 nucleotides long. Its product is annotated as FCP1-like protein. Gene Ontology annotation, biological process: protein import into mitochondrial matrix. NCBI's taxonomy places the organism in Eukaryota, Fungi, Ascomycota, Sordariomycetes, Glomerellales, Glomerellaceae. Gene Ontology annotation, cellular component: TIM23 mitochondrial import inner membrane translocase complex. The record is from RefSeq and is a predicted model, not a curated record.